AUGAGAGACACAGCACUCUUGGAUUCGGUCCUACUCUUCGAGUUAGAUGUGCCGGCAUUGGAGACAAAAGACGGCCACUCACUGAUCGAAAGCAAUGCCAUCGCUUUCUAUGUGUCCAACGAUCAGCUGAAGGGAAAGACACCCUUAGAUCAGGCGCUUGUGAUUCAAUGGUUGAGUUUCGCUGACAACGAGAUUAACCCAUCGGCCUAUACCUGGGUGUUGCCCGCGUUGGGCGCCAUUGCCGCCAACAAACAGGCCGUCGACCGGUCCAAGACUGACAUCACGAAGAUAUUAAACUAUUUGAAUGAUUUCCUAUUGAGUCGGACGUAUUUAGUGGGCGAGAGAACCACUUUAGCAGACAUUGCGGUGGCCGUCGCCCUCCUCCCCCUCUAUCAGUACGUGUUGGAGCCGUCGGUGCGCUCUCCCUAUACUAACGUCAACCGUUGGUUCACUACUCUUGUAAAUCAGCCGCAGUUCAAGAAAGUGUUGGGAGACGUGAAGCUCUGCGACAAAGCCUUAACCCCCGAAUCCGCCCGU
Messenger RNA from Oppiella nova, 537 nucleotides. NCBI's taxonomy places the organism in Eukaryota, Metazoa, Arthropoda, Arachnida, Sarcoptiformes, Oppiidae. The record is from the annotation of a GenBank genome assembly.